Drosophila melanogaster (fruit fly) is the source of this 1356-nucleotide messenger RNA. RefSeq names its product endosulfine (gene endos). The transcript has 3 exons. Bases 329 to 688 code for a protein of 119 amino acids. NCBI's taxonomy places the organism in Eukaryota, Metazoa, Arthropoda, Insecta, Diptera, Drosophilidae. Gene Ontology annotation, cellular component: cytoplasm. The record is from RefSeq and is marked reviewed.
AUAUGUUCCGAAAUAACGCCUUCUGCUAUCGAAGACAGUCUUGCGUCUGUAAAGUGAUAAAAUAAUUUUACAAUUGAGUCGCCUUGGGAAUUUCAGUCACUCUCCACACACCAAAUACAUAGCUCGUGUAACAGCCUGAUUUAGUCGAACAGCACAUCAUUUGCCGGAAUCGUUAGCGAAUAGCAGCACUCUCCGCUAAGUCGGCACGCUAAUUGGCAAAACCGAUUCGAUUCCAGGGAAGGAGACACACUGAUAGACGGGUGAAGAACAAAAGGAGAAGGAAAACAACAGUUAAUCGUCAAAUUUUACAGGCAAAAGGCAGCACACAAUGAGCUCCGCGGAAGAAAACAGCAACAGCCCGGCCACCACGCCCCAGGACACCGAGACCACCGAGCAGGCUAACCUCACGGAUCUCGAGAAGAUCGAGGAGGAGAAACUCAAGUCCAAGUAUCCCAGCGGAAUGCGCGUGCCGGGCGGACACUCGGCCUUCCUCCAGAAAAGGCUGCAGAAGGGGCAAAAGUUCUUCGACUCGGGCGAUUACCAGAUGGCCAAGCAGAAGGGUGGCGGCGUCAAGCAGGUCUUUGCCAACAAGGUGACCACCGGGGAGGCCAUUCCCACGCCCGAAACCGUGCCGGCGCGCAAGACUUCGAUCAUCCAACCCUGUAACAAGUUCCCGGCGACGAGCUAAUUUACUCACCACUCAACACUCACCUCUACUGUAUCCACAACCUCAAGUGCAGCCAGUUCUCCGUUCCCCACUUCAAAUGCUCUAUACCUAAUUUUAAUGAAAAACCUAAUGCUAAGAUGGCUGCUGCCGGAUUGUGCGGGCAUUUCGCGACAGUUUAAACUGAAAUUCUAGCACCAUGUUCCGUGUUUCCCCCGUUAAAUUCAAUCGCCAUCCGCACUGGCCAAUCAAUCUCAAGAUCAACUCAUCAGUCCAUCUCUCAGGCCGGGGAAGCGAAGAUGGCGAGCCGAGCAGCGCGAAAUUUAUUGCAACAGUUAUAUAUAUCUCUAUCUUUGUAACAUUAAACUAACUUACCCUCGUCGUACAUAGUUGUAAGUAUUACGAGCAUAAUAAAUUUAAGUUGGAGCAGCCAGCCACACACACACACACGUUCUCGUACAUUACUGGGAUUCCAUCAAAAGUUUUUAAAAGUUCACCAUGUUCUAUGGAAAAUGUUUUUAUAUUUUUUUUUUUGCAUUCAUUCUAUAAGCAGUUGACGGAAUUUCACCAACUAAUUGAUAAUAACAUAGGUACUGCUGCUUGCAGAGCUAAAUUUUUGAUGCAAAAACCAAACAGUCGAGUUAAAAUGAAUUUGUAAAUCAAGCAGAGCUAAAAUAAAUGUAUGUACGUAU